Messenger RNA from Dermacentor andersoni, 2521 nucleotides. RefSeq lists its product as uncharacterized. NCBI's taxonomy places the organism in Eukaryota, Metazoa, Arthropoda, Arachnida, Ixodida, Ixodidae. The record is from RefSeq and is a predicted model, not a curated record.
UCACUAAUCUUGUAUUUGAGAAAAUAUGACCAUGCAAGGUUCAAUUAUUCCCAUUCACUGUCGUAAUGGCAAGCAAGCUACGAUGAGUGCGCCUGCUUGCCCUUACGACAGUGACACUCAUGGAACAGUCUUUACGAGAUAUGUACUCUGCGCAUGCGCAACCACUGUCCAGCUGACGACGGGGAGUCCACCAGACGGCGACUCUGCUCGCUCUCCCGCGGCAACUGCCGCCGAGACGGAACAAAAGUUUCUUGGCAAUGCCAGCAAACCAUAGUGCCUGUACACCCGCGGAACGUCACAGCCGCCAAGCGACGCCAUCAAGGUAGCCAAGUGCUUCCACCACCUCUAGAAUCUCAGAUGACAACCAAGGACGUGGAGGCUCUCUGCGUUCGUCUUGGCCAGCUGUCCGCGGACGAACUUCAGUCUCUCGAUGACGUCAAAGCGCCCUGGCUUUCUCGGCUGAAAGGCGAAACAGCGGUAAAUGCCGUCAACAGGAUUCAGCGCUCUCUCGAUGCCGUCAACUUUUGGGAGCAUCGGCUCGCUUACGUCGCCUGGCUGUAUUGCUGGCUCAUGCGGCGGGACAGGCUCAGCCCUUGGCUUCUGUACCACUUUGACGUCCCUGCUGCUACAGUUGACUGUUCCGAGCUUCUGGGACACUUGGUUUCUUCGAUGAUGGAGCCCAUCUCCAACACGACGGCCAUGCAGGCUAGUGAAGGAGGUGCCUUGCACGCCUGUCUUCUGACCAUGGAGCCAGGAUUUGAGCCGUACGACCACAAGUUACUGUGCUUGUGCCUCUGGCCCGGGUUGCCCUUCGUGGCCGCCCAUUCGACGGGACUGAGGAUCCAGCGCCGGCUGAUGAUCGCGCUCGGCCGUGCGCUGCGCGAAAUUCCAGUAGAAGUGGUGGGUGGUGUUCACAGAGACCUGAGUUCCGUGUUUGGUGCGGCCAUGCGUUAUUGCAGCGACCCGCUCGAGCAUCGGACGGCCGACAGAACUGAACGCCAAACCACCAUCCAAGAAGAGCGGCAACAGGGGCGAUAAUUGUCCCGGGAAAUGACACCGAAGGUCAAGUUCAAGGCCGUCACCUUCCAGGGGGUGCAUUUUCACACACGCAACCACUGCGACAGCAGCGGAGGCUUCUCUUGAGUACCACGCUUCUCAUCGAUGUCACCACGAAAAUAUCUUACGUCCAGAAGGGCGGCUAGCGGCUCAACCUGAAGGCAUUUAAUACAUUUCAUGAAUGCCCCACAGAGAUAGCUGCACAGUCUACGCAAGAAAUCAUUCGAAGGAGCAAUCUGCAUUCGCGCCCACAUGAACAUUUAGGGCACUGUGUGGUACGGCACGGUCAGGGUGCUUGCUCGCGAAACGCUGUCGUAUUCGAGAGGACGUUGCUGGCAUGAAUUUGCACAUCGAAACCUACAUGACAUGUUGAGGCACUAUGCCUGAUUUUAGGGGUAGUAUGCGGUCAUGGUGCUCGCUCUUCACUAUAGGAUGAUCCGUAAAAGGCCCAUGCCAUAUCCAAGUGCGGAAUAAAAUGGCAUGCUGAUACGGAAGAAGUGUAAUGAUAGGUGGAUGUGCUUGAAUCAACGGUGCCCUAAACUCGCAGACUUAGACAAAAUAAUUUCAACGGACAGUUUUCCUUCAUGUAUGAAAAUGCACAUUGCGCGUAAGUUUUAUUAACGCCAACUUAAUUGUCAAUGACAGACAUCGUAAGCAGGAGCGUAGGAAAGCUAUGUUCUAGAUAGCGGACGCAACUACGCCAUGUAGGCUCGUGUACAUUAAUCAUUUAUCCAGAAUUUGCAGCCAGGGACAACCAAAGACCCUUCAGUGAUAAAGGGUAAGAGGUGACGACAAGCUUUGGCGUCAUUGGACUGAGAAAAAUUCUGUGGGUGCCCAAACGGCGAUCUCUGAUUUUUUUUAUUUUUUCAAACUUCAGAGACAGCGGACUGAAGUAUUUCUUUUGCAACCUAAUGUCAUCUUUUCUUUUAUUUUAACUCACUCAUUCGUCACGCUCACAUUCUUGUAUGUUUUUAGUACUCGUUAAGGCUCCGUGCAGUCCUGCUCUCCUCUAGUUUUAUGCUUUCGUCUUCGAUGAUUCCUUUAUGUAAUGUGCGCAAUAUGUGUUUGUGUUGUCCUUCUCAGCACCCACGAAUUCCUCCCAUAUUGUCAUAAAGAAACAUUAUCGCUUCUGGUGCAACAGUAUAGCUGCCGCGUUUUUUUCCAAUGACCUCAGUUGCCUGAUUCGCCACACUGUGUCUCUUGCAAUAAAUAAAGGUAUAACCAGUUAGUUCGCCAUAUGAGAUCUUUAUUAAUGCAGGUCAUGCGCCUGUCUUAUUUGCUUCACUGUCCGGUCUUCUUUGCUUGUAUGGUCUGUAUGACUAAGUACGAGAAGUUUUCAAUUUACCAUCAUAACCAUGCGGAUCGGUCUAUGACGGUGUUGUGCCAAACCACGUGCCUAUCAUCGAGGCGACGGGGGCUGCCAUACUACGUGCACCACGUGCAUAUCGGCGCGCGCUAGGCGACG